Messenger RNA from Coprinopsis cinerea okayama7#130, 543 nucleotides. RefSeq lists its product as hypothetical. The transcript has a single exon. NCBI's taxonomy places the organism in Eukaryota, Fungi, Basidiomycota, Agaricomycetes, Agaricales, Psathyrellaceae. Bases 1 to 543 code for a protein of 180 amino acids. The record is from RefSeq and is a predicted model, not a curated record.
AUGGCGAACAUGAUGAAGGCCUUGAGGGCGCGGUGGGGAGGGGAGGAACGAGCAGAAUUGGAAGCGGGAGACACGGGUGUUGAUGUUGAAAAGAGGGAACAGGUAGAGAAACUAAAGGAAGAGGUGAAACGGCUGAAACGGGAGCUGGAUAAUGAGAGGAAGAAGGUGAAAAGGGCGAAGCAGGCAAAGGAAGUGCUGAGGGAGAAGCUGAAGGAGAAGGAGAAGGAGUGCAGUGGGAAGGCGAAGGAGAUCAAGUUUCUGAAGGAGCGCGUACGGGUAGAGAGAGAACGUGCGGGGACAGAUACGUUGGAUAAGCGCGAUAACGAGCUGGAGAUGGCGAAGGACCGAGCAGCAACCAACCUAGACCACAAACACAGCACGCAGAAGAUGCAGCAUAUCAUCAUCGAUACAGAGUCCACCUUCAAACGGAAGCUGAACACAGAUGAGGACGCGCAGUAUACCCGAAAGGUCGCAUGCACUCAAGAUUCAUCCGGCAUCCAUAAGGAGAUGAAACUGCAGCACGUUCGAGGAGGCUCGGCUUGA